Molecule: messenger RNA, 2340 nt
Organism: Cyphellophora europaea CBS 101466
Lineage: Eukaryota; Fungi; Ascomycota; Eurotiomycetes; Chaetothyriales; Cyphellophoraceae
Exons: 2
Coding region: 1-2340 (779 amino acids)
Biological process (GO): regulation of actin cytoskeleton organization; regulation of GTPase activity
Cellular component (GO): cell cortex
Molecular function (GO): GTPase activator activity; protein binding
Source: RefSeq, a predicted model, not a curated record
AUGUCGGUCGCAACAAUGCUGCAACCCACCUCCAGAGGCUCUGCCUCUACCGCAUCAUCCUUCGAGCCUGUCUCACGGACAAACACCUACUCCAGCCACGAUGGCGCUCGCUCCAUCCGCCAAAGCAAGAGAGUCAGCAUGACCGCCCUCUAUGUCUCGAUGAGCGCGAAAGACAAGGAUCUUGAAAUCAGUGAUGACCUGGCCAGAGCGCAAAGAACUCUAAGAGAUCUCAAAUCCAAGAUCUCUACGCAGUCGAAAAAGAACUUCGUCCUUGAGAAAGACGUUCGGUAUUUAGAUUCGAGAAUUGCCCUCCUCAUUCAAAACCGCAUGGCGCUGGAGGAGCAAAAUGAAGUUGCCAGCCGUCUCGAUGACGCUACCGAACUGCAAGAAGGCUCAUUUCCCAAUGACGAGAAGACGCAGAAAUACGGCAAUCUGUUCUUCAUGCUACAAUCGGAGCCCAAGCACAUCGCGCACCUAUGUCGACUCGUCACCAUGGCCGAGAUCGAUUCCCUCUUGCAGACUGUCAUGUUCACCAUAUAUGGUAACCAGUACGAAAGCCGCGAGGAGCAUUUACUGCUCACCAUGUUCCAGUCCGUGCUCACCCACCAGUUCGAGAACACACCCGAAUACUCUUCGCUUCUAAGACAGAACACGCCCGUCUCACGCAUGAUGACAACCUAUACAAGGCGAGGUCCUGGUCAGGGCUAUUUGAAGGAGGUGCUGGCCGAGAAAAUCAACAGUCUCACCGAGUUGGCUGACGUGGACCUCGAGAUCAACCCUCUCAAGGUAUACGAAACGAUGGUCAAGCAGAUCGAAGAUGACAGUGGAUCCUUGCCGGAAGACCUUCCUCGAUCCGUUACUGCUGAGUUCGCUGCUGAGAAUGCCCAAGUGCAAGCCAUUAUUGCCCCGCGUCUGAAGAUGCUCACCGAAAUCGCCGAAGGCUUUCUGUCGACCAUCAUGGAGGCUCUUGACGAGGUUCCAUAUGGCAUUCGCUGGAUCUGCAAACAGAUUCGCAACCUCUCACGCCGGAAGUACCCCGACGCUCAAGAUUCCGCCAUCUGCGUCCUCAUUGGUGGUUUUUUCUUCCUAAGAUUCAUCAACCCAGCCAUCGUCACGCCCAAGUCUUAUAUGCUCAUCGAAAGAGUGCCCGAAGAGAAGCCGAAAAGGACGCUGACCUAUAUUGCCAAGAUGUUGCAGAACCUUGCCAACAAACCUACAUAUGCCAAAGAGCCAUACAUGGCUAGGCUGCAGCCGUUCAUCCAAAGGAACAAGGACCGAGUCAACAAGUUCUUACUUGAUCUUUGCGAAGUGCAAGAUUUCUACGAGAGCCUCGAGAUGGACAACUACGUUGCACUCUCCAAGCGUGAUAUCGAGCUGCAGAUCAGCUUGAACGAAGUGUAUGCCACACAUGCCCUCCUCGAGAAACACGCAAAAGAACUUGCGACGGACCCCUCCUCGCACCUUGGAACCAUUCUCGCUGAAUUUGGGCCGGCCCCUCCACAGCUGCCUCGGAAAGAGAACAGGGCCAUCAAUCUACCUCUGUAUAGCAGGUGGGAGACGUCGUUUGAUGAGUUCACCCAGGCACUUGAUAUCACACAAGACGAAGUCUACUUCAUGGAGGCUAAGAGUUCCUUUGUGCAAAUCAUGCGAAGCCUGCCACAAAAUGCGUCGAUCAUGCGAAGGCCGCUCCGACUUGAAGCCGUCGCCAAAGCCGCGGGCCAAAUGAAAGAUCCCGUCAUGGUCCGGAAAGGCAUUCGCUGCAUGGAGCUCCUCAACUCCUUGCUCGAAAUGGGAGCAUUGGACAGAGCGGAUGAUUAUGCUGCGUUGCGAGAUGAAGUCGAGCAGGAGCUUGCACAUCUUGGAUCUCUCAAGGAAAAGGUGCAAGAAGAGACGAACAAGCUCGACGACGUGUACAAAACGAUCCGCGACCAUAACGCCUAUCUCUUGUCGCAACUGGACACUUACAAGAGCUACCUGCACAAUGUCCGAAGUCAGUCGGAGGGGACGAAACGCGGCAAAGAGGUCAAGGUGAAGGAGCUAGGGCCGUACAAAUUCACCCACGCCCAACUGGAGAAGGACGGAGUCAUCGUCAGGAGUAAUGUUCCGGAGAACCGAAGAUCGAAUAUCUUCUUCAUGUUCCGGAGCCCACUUGCUGGUACUUUCGUGAUCAGCCUACACUACAAAGGCCGGGCCCGAGGCUUGCUGGAACUCGAUCUGAAGCUCGACGACUUGCUCGAGAUGCAGAAAGAUGGUCAAGAAGACCUCGACCUCGAGUACGUUCAGUUUGACGUGUCCAAAGUACUGGCUCUUCUCAACAAGCGAUUCGCGCGAAAGAAGUAG